Nematolebias whitei (Rio pearlfish) is the source of this 641-nucleotide messenger RNA. Its product is annotated as dual specificity protein phosphatase 26-like. The record is from RefSeq and is a predicted model, not a curated record. Bases 1 to 603 code for a protein of 200 amino acids. Gene Ontology annotation, molecular function: protein tyrosine/serine/threonine phosphatase activity; MAP kinase phosphatase activity. NCBI's taxonomy places the organism in Eukaryota, Metazoa, Chordata, Actinopteri, Cyprinodontiformes, Rivulidae. Gene Ontology annotation, cellular component: cytoplasm. Gene Ontology annotation, biological process: protein dephosphorylation; negative regulation of MAPK cascade. The transcript is spliced from 3 exons.
AUGGCGUUCAUGUCCCGGUUCUCUCGGUCCCGGAGCAGCUCCAGGUCUCCGAGCAGGAGAGAGUCGGAGCAGGGCUCUCCGACCCUGACGGUGUCCGAGCUGGAGCGGCUCCUGUUCGCCGGGAAAACGGCCUGCAACCACGUGGACGAAGUGUGGCCGCGACUCUACAUCGGAGACCAAAACAUGGCAUCAGAUCGCCGUGAGCUGGCCAGACUUGGCAUCACGCACAUCCUGAACUGUGCGCAGAGCAAGUGGUGCGGCGGAGCCGAGUAUUAUGCAGGGAUGAACAUCACAUAUCACGGCAUAGAGGCUCACGACUCCCCAACAUUUGACAUGAGCGUCAAUUUUUACCCUGCUGCAGAGUUCAUCCACAAAGCCCUCUCCAGUGGAGGGAAGGUGCUGGUCCACUGUACUGUGGGAGUGAGCCGCUCAGCCACGCUGGUCCUGGCCUACCUGAUGAUCAGACAGAACCUGACCCUGGUGGAGGCCAUCAAGACUGUCAAAGACCACAGAGGCGUCAUCCCCAACCGAGGUUUCCUCCGCCAGCUCAACGGCCUGGACAGCAUCCUGAGAGAGAGCCGGAAGACUGCCCCUCAGAGCUGAAGCACCUCUGACUCGUCUCUGAGGUAGCAGCCACGUCC